AUGAUUUUAAUUCUCUUCUAUGGAUUCUUAGUAAUUUCUUAUUGUUAAGAAUGUACAACCACUAUUAAAGGGAUAUUUUCUAAAUAAAUCUAUGAAUUUGAAAGAUCCAUUAAUUAAAUAAGAAAUGAAGUAGCCUAAGCAAGACAAUAAAAUCAUUUAGGAUAAUUUGAAUAUGCUGCUAAUAUGUAAAUUACUACAUGGUCAAUUGGCUUAUCAAGAGGAGCAUAAAAUUGUGCUGAAAGAUGUCCUGAUUCUUUAAGCACUUGUAAAAACGUACUUUAUAAAUCAUACUAAGUUAAAAGGCGAUUUUGGUGUACUCUUCUAUUCAAGAAUGGUACAAUCAUCAGGUGUUGAAUGGAACCCUUAGGAAAUUGUGAAAAAAUGGAUGUAAGACUCACAAAAUGCUGAAUAAUUACUAGUAGCAACAAUUUCAUAAUUUGGAUGUGGAAGAGCAAUUAAAAAAUCAGUUGAUAAAUAUAUGGAAUAUGUUGUUUGUUUUUUUGAUUAAGUUUCUUAUGUUAUCAAUAUUAUAGGCUCCUAUAGAUGGAAAGACUCCUUAUAUAGUUGCUAAUGAAAAAACAAUUGCUAAGGCUUGUAGAUUUGGUAGAUCCAAUCAAUACAGUGGAUUAUGUGCUAGCUCUUAUAAUAAGAUGCUUAUCAUGAAUCCAGAACAUUCAACUAGAAUAUUUGAAAGCUUGGAUUAAUAAUAAUAAAAAUAAUGAUG
Paramecium sonneborni is the source of this 724-nucleotide messenger RNA. The record is from the annotation of a GenBank genome assembly. NCBI's taxonomy places the organism in Eukaryota, Ciliophora, Oligohymenophorea, Peniculida, Parameciidae.